Messenger RNA from Schistocerca nitens (vagrant locust), 3696 nucleotides. It is a transcript of the gene Herc4, whose product is annotated as probable E3 ubiquitin-protein ligase HERC4. The transcript is spliced from 22 exons. Bases 296 to 3520 code for a protein of 1074 amino acids. Gene Ontology annotation, biological process: protein ubiquitination; ubiquitin-dependent protein catabolic process. Lineage: Eukaryota; Metazoa; Arthropoda; Insecta; Orthoptera; Acrididae. The record is from RefSeq and is a predicted model, not a curated record. Gene Ontology annotation, molecular function: ubiquitin protein ligase activity.
CCGCCAUGUGAGGGGAAGUUUUCGUGUAAUGAUGAGAAGCAUGUACGUGAACGUCAUAGAUUCUGGACUGAUCGUUUCCUGAGAGUGGAUAGGGUACGCAGAUAAAUUUGACAAAUGAAAAGUUUUACAGCUUGUAUACACAAAAGGAAAGUUCUGGCACAGAAGAUAUUUGAGCACUGAUAUCGUUACAGAGUUGUCACAAUUCUUGUAAAAUGUUGGUGAAGAGUAGAGAAAUCUCCCGUGUAAACAUGAGACUAACUAAUUUAUUACAGUAACUAGAAAUUUUGACAGAAAUAUGGAGGAACAUGCAUUGAAUUUCACGCUUUCAAGAAGUAACAGUUGCCCUGACAAAUUAGUGGGAGAUAUGUUCUGCUGGGGGAAUACAACACACGGUGAACUGGGAUUAGGAGGACUAGAGGAAGAGCAGAUCCUGAUACCAAGAGAACUCCGAUUUUCGAAAGCUACUUGUGUAAAACAAGUUGCUUGCGGUUACAAUCACACCUUACUGUUAACAUCAGAUGGACAACUAUAUUCAUGUGGAAACAAUGACCAUGGGCAACUUGGCCACAACAAGCCUUGCAAAAGACUUGAACAAGUGGAUGGUCUUGAAGCCUACAUUAUAACCCAAGCCUCUUGUGGCAUCAGUCACUCGUUAGCUGUCAAUGAAUGGGGUCAAGUUUUUGCAUGGGGUUCGGAUUCACAUGGACAGUUGGGUGUUGGCCUGGACUGUGUUUCACAGCCACUGCCAAAAAUGAUUAAAGCAUUAGCAACAUCACAUGUUGUACAGAUAACCUCUGGACACAAUCAUUGCCUAGCCUUGACAAACAAUGGUGAACUCUAUGCCUGGGGUUGUAAUGAAUACGGCCAGCUCGGUCUUGGAUCAAGUGUUUCCAAAGAAACAAGACCUUGUUUGGUAAGAUCAUUAAUGGGAAUUCCUAUUGCCAUUAUUGCAUGUGGUGGAAAUCACAGUUUUGCUGUUUCAAAGUCAGGGGCUGUGUAUGGGUGGGGAAAAAAUGUUUUUGGUCAACUUGGUUUAAAUGACGAUAUCAAUAAAUUGUAUCCAACGCAGCUGAAAACAUUGCGCUCUGCGAAAGUAAAGUAUAUAGCAUGUGGAGAGGAUUUCUCUGUCUUUUUAACAAAGGACGGAGGCGUUUUUACUUGUGGCUCUGGAACAUAUGGUCAGUUAGGUCAUGGUUCCACUUGUAAUGAAAUUCUACCACGGAAAGUAAUGGAAUUGAUGGGUAGUACAGUUACUCAAGUUACUUGUGGAAGGAGGCACACACUUGCACUUGUUCCAUCACGAGGAAGAGUUUAUGCUUUUGGUCUUGGUGGAGCUGGCCAGCUGGGUACAAAAGCUGUAUUAAAUGCUACAACUCCACAAGUUGUUUUAGGACCUUGGGUGUCACCUAGUGGAGUUUCAAUUAUUGAGCCACAUGAACAGAGUCAACACUCCCAGAAUUGUGUUGUGAAAAGGAUAUAUGCUGGUGGAGACCACUGUUUUGCUUUAGUAACUAGAAAGCAGGAUAAUAUUCCAUCAGAUGAUUGCCGCAUUCAUGAAGCCGAUUCUCAGAUUUUGUCUCUGACUGUGGAGAAAAUUGAAGAAUGCGGAAGAGUCUUACCAGAUGAGACAGUGGACCAGGACCUGAUGACGUAUGUUGAGACUGUGUUCAGCAGUCAGGCUUGCAUCAAUAGUUCUUUUCUCUUACAAGAUGAUGGUCACUACUGCUGUACUUCAAGGCACCAUGGUGUUGACUUGACAGUUGCUGAGAGAUUCUUCACUUUAUUAAGUAAAAUUGAAAAUCAGUCAAUAAAAAGACUAAUACUCAGCUCCAUUAGUGAACAUUUACUUCCAUCCUUGUCAAGCUCUCCACCUGAUGUUGAAACCUUAAGACUGUAUUUGGUGUUACCUUUUUACCAUGAAUUUGAUAAUCCAAAAAACUGUCAACGAUUACAUAGUCCAUUUGGGCAGGCACUGCUAAAAUUAAAAACAGAAGCAGGGAAAAUUGUUGGACUAUGGUGGCGAGGAAUACCCAUUGACUAUUUUGAGAGGCUCAUUCGCAUUUCCAAGGAUGUGGUACUAUAUAUACUACAGUUUGCUGAAGAUGUUAAAUCAAAGAAAGCCGAAUAUGAGGUAUCUGUACAUAUUGCCCUGGAAAUUCUUUCACAGCUCAACAAAUUAAAUCAGAGUACAAAUGAUCUGAAAGUACCUUAUGACACAUUUCAAAUGCCAGAACUUGCCGAAAUAGUAGAUGUAAGAUCGGAUUAUUUACACUGGCUGGUUGAGAAAGAUCAGACACAGGCUGGAAGACUCUAUUUUUGUAACUAUCCAUUUGUGUUCGAUGCUGCUGCCAAAACUCUUCUUCUGGAAACAGAUCAAUCGUUGCAGAUGCAGUCCGCAAUGAAUCAAGCAGCUACACAAGUUUUCACGACAAUGUUUUUCAAUCCUGCAUUGGCUACUAAUAUCAGCACAUUCCUGCAGUUACAUGUCAGCAGAGAACACUUAGUCCAAGAUACGCUUCGAGAACUAGCUAAAUACAGCUCAUCUGAUCUAAAGAAGCCAUUAAGGGUUAAGUUCUUAGGUGAGGAAGCAGAAGAUGCAGGAGGAGUGACUAAGGAAUUUUUUCUCUUGCUAAUGAGGGAGAUAUUGGAUCCAAAAUAUGGAAUGUUCCGGAAUUAUGAUGAAACACGAGCAAUAUGGUUCAGUGAAGAUUCAUUUGAGGAUCCAAUAAUGUAUUAUCUCAUUGGUCUCAUAUGUGGAUUGGCUAUAUAUAAUUUUAUCAUCAUUGCAUUACCUUUUCCAUUGGCACUUUAUAAAAAACUCUUGAAUGAACCUGUUUCUCUCCAGGAUCUUAAAGGAUUGUCACCAUCAAUGGCCAAGAGUCUGCAAGAUCUUCUGGAUUAUGAAGAGCCUGACAUUGAGGACGUCUUUUGCCUCACAUUUGAAAUCACAAGAGAAGUUUAUGGCGAAGUUAAAAAUUUGCCUUUGAAAGCAGAUGGGUCAAAUAUACCAGUUACUCAACAGAACAAGCGUGAAUAUGUUGACUUGUAUGUUGACUUCAUACUCAAUAAAAGUGUAGAGAAACAGUUUACUGCCUUUAAUGGAGGCUUCCAUAAAGUAUGUGGAGGCAGAAUAUUGAAACUUUUUCAUUCUCAUGAACUUAUGGCUGUGAUUAUUGGUAAUGAAAACUAUGAUUGGGAGGAAUUACAGAGAAAUGCACAGUACAAGAAUGGAUACACAGAAUCUGAUGAAACUAUAAAAUAUUUUUGGGAAGUUUUCCAUGAGCUCACUCCAGAACAAAAGAAAAAAUUCCUAUUAUAUUUGACGGGAAGUGAUCGUAUUCCAGUCCAAGGAAUGAAAGCUAUAAAGAUAUACAUCCAGCCAACAAAUGACGACAAAUACCUUCCUGUAGCACACACAUGCUUUAAUCUGCUUGAUUUGCCUCGAUACAAAACAAAGGAAAGACUUCGUUACAAACUGCUUCAGGCUAUUCAACAAACAGAGGGAUUCUCCAUAGUUUAAGGGGGCUCUUAGGUAGACGUAUUCUUAGCUGUUGCCAGAAUCAAAUGAGAUUUUUGAGCAAUUUGUUUAUUAUUUUAUACAAUGCUGCCUUUAAUGUUGAAAUAUUCAGAUAAUGCCUAUAAUUUUUUGUAUAUACAAUAUGAUCACAAAUACAUGUUGAAAUUUGAUAUAUUUUA